Anneissia japonica is the source of this 1958-nucleotide messenger RNA. Its product is annotated as RPA-interacting protein B-like. Lineage: Eukaryota; Metazoa; Echinodermata; Crinoidea; Comatulida; Comatulidae. The record is from RefSeq and is a predicted model, not a curated record. The transcript is spliced from 7 exons. Bases 79 to 801 code for a protein of 240 amino acids. Gene Ontology annotation, biological process: protein import into nucleus. Gene Ontology annotation, cellular component: nucleus.
AUUGUAUUGGUUCACUUCGCACACUCUCAGCAUUGGUCUUUGACGCCCGACGCAGCAGAGAAGGUUGACAAUUUUUUAAUGGCAGCCCCAAUGGAAGUUGAUAGUUCUUCUAAAUUUUCAAGUCCAACAUCUGCAAAAUGGGAGCGUGAUCAUCGAGCACUUUAUAAAGCAACUACGCCUCCAUCAUGGAAAGAAACGUAUCGCAAGCGAUGCCUUCAAAGACUGCGCAAAAGUCGAGACAAUUUGCUAGAUCGUUUACGAUGCUCGGGGGCACCAAUGCACGAAGGGAAGCUGCCAUCUGUUGUCACUGACGUCAUGGAAAAGGAGUGGCGUGUUCUGAGAGCGGAACGAAGAUGCACUGAUGUACCUGAUCUUGUUGAAGGUAUUGAUGAUAUCGAUACAGUUCUAAGCAUCAUGGAAGAAAUUCAACAUGAACUUAUGAAAGAAGAACAAUCUUUGUUGUCAGAGUAUGAGGCUCAUUUGAAACAUGAAGAGGAGGUCUUGUGUGCUUCUGUUGCUAAGAUGAACACUGAUGAGGUCACUUGUCCAAUCUGCAAACGGAAUGCACUAAUGGAAAACAAAGGUGUCAUAUUUUGUGCAUGUGGAGUGAGGAUUCAGACAGAGCAAGAUUGUUUAACCCUGAAUAAUGUAAAGCAACAGUUGAGUGAUGGAGUGGAGCAACAUAGCAGUACUAUGUGUCUUGGGCAACCUAUAUUCUCAGUCGGCUCGCUGGACAUGGUGGGCAGUCAGAAUUUGCUGAUGGCCUGUAAGGUUUGCGAUUUCCUUCAUGUUGUUAUCUGAAUGAAAAUCUUAACACGUUGAAAUAAGAAUAUAAUGUAUUUUGUGGAUUAUGAAAGUAUUUAAAAAUUGAAAGCAAGCCAUAUACCUCUCUCUGUGGAUUUUGUCUAAAAGUACUUCUUAAAUAUCAUUUAUUACUGAUAUACUCAACUAAAUCUAUUUUGAUAACAUUUAGGUUUAUUUCGAAGUCGUAUAUAGUUUGUAGCAUAUUUAUAAAUUUUUUUAAAUAUCGCAUGUUGACAAUCAAGUUUAAUUUCUGUAAAGGUCAUUACCAUUAGAAUUGCUUGCUUGAAGAAGCAACUGUUAUGGAUGAAAGUAUUGUGUGAUGAAUAUUGAAUAUUUAUAUGAUGAAUAUUCAUGAGGUUAGGUCAAGUAUUUGCUUCUGGUGUUUAAUGUACACUUUUGUAAAUACAGUAUUUACAUGCAAUGUAUAUUUUAAGAAGUUUGAAAGCAAGCCAUAUACCUCUCUCUGUGGAUUUUGUCUAAAAGUACUUCUUAAAUAUCACUUAUUACUGAUAUAAUCAACUAUAUCUAUUUUGAUAACAUUUAGGUUUAUUUCAAAGUCGUAUAUAGUUUGUAGCAUAUUUAUACAUUUUUUUAAAUAUCGCAUGUUAACAAUCAAGUUUAAUUUCAUUAUUGCUGUAAAGGUCAUUACCAUUGGAAUUGCUUGCUUGAAGAAGCAACUGUUAUGGAUGAAAGUGUUGUGUGAUGAAUAUUUAUAUAAUGAAUAUACAUGAGGUUAGGUCAAGUAUUUGAUUCUAGUGUUUAAUGUACACUUUUGUAAAUACAGUAUUCACAUGCAAUGUAUAUUUUAAGAAGUUUGUACACCAUAUGACUUGAAUUUUCUAGUACUGUAACCUUUAUAUCACUUGCUGGACUAUACACCUUCAUAGUAAGGUAUAGCUUCAGAAAUACAGUAUUCUUUUUAACUUUUAUAUGUUUGUUUUGUUACUUCAUACUCUUGAGCAUAUUUACUUUGUGUUGUAUUUCAUGUGAUUUGGUGCUAAAGAGAUAAUAUGUGUUGUCUUUGAGACAAAUUGUGAUUAGGAGAAUAUUUAAAUGUCAUAUUACAUGUUCUAUAUCGUAAUGUAAGAAAUCUAAAAAUGUAUUUUGAGUUUGUUUGAAAUCAUGUUAUUGAAUAAAUUAAGAAUUGAAACACA